AGAGGCGUUGCCUGCGUUCGGCGUCUAUGGCAGGCACCCGUCUGCGGGAGCUGCAGGCCGUAGACACCGAGCUCAGCGCGGACACCGUGGAGUGGUGCCCGCUGGAGGGCUGUCGGCGCCUGCUGGCCUGCGGCACCUACCAGCUGCGUGACUCCGGGGACGAGGGCUGGUCGACUGAGCAGCCACAAGUCCGCCUAGGCCGCGUCCACCUGUACAUUUUCAGCGAGGACGACUCUGCUUAUCCUCUGGUCGAGGUCCAAAGGAGAGAUACCCCCGGAGUGCUGGACAUGAAAUGGUGCCAUGUCCCGGUGGCCGGCUGUGGCAUCUUGGCUGUGGCAGAUGCCAGUGGGUCUGUGGAGUUGCUCCGCCUGGUGCAAUCUGAGGAGAGCAGGCCCUUCCUGGAGCCUUGGUCCCGCCUAUUGCUGGGGGAGGAGCGUCUGGCCUUGUCACUGGAUUGGUCCACUGGGAAACGAGGAAGGUCCAGUGACCAGCCCUUGAAGAUCAUCAGCAGUGACUCCAAGGGGAAGCUGCACCUCCUCAUGCUGGAGGAGGCGGGGCCCAGGGUGCAGCAGGUGGCCACGUGGCAGGCCCACCACUUUGAGGCCUGGGUCGCUGCUUUCAAUUACUGGCAGACAGAAGUCGUGUAUUCAGGUGGAGACGAUGGCCUCUUGAAAGGCUGGGACACCAGGACCUCUGGCUUGUGUGUCUUCACCAGCUCAAGCCAUGCCAUGGGUGUGUGCAGUGUCCAAUGCAGCCUGCAUCGGGAGCACAUCCUGGCCACAGGGAGCUAUGAUGAGCAUGUGCUCCUGUGGGACACACGGAACAUGAAGCAACCACUGGCCGAUGCUCAUGUGCAGGGUGGGGUGUGGAGGCUCAAGUGGCACCCCUUCCACUGCGACCUCCUCCUGGCCGCCUGCAUGCACCACGGCUUUGCGAUCCUCGACUGCCAUGAGGUCACAGAGAAGCAGGAAGUGACAGUCUUGGAGUCCUACAAGCUGCCCACCUCACUGCUGUACGGGGCUGACUGGUCUUGGCUCCUCUUCCAUCCCCUGCGGCCAGUGCCUGCAUCCCUUGACGGUGACACGGGAGACCAGGUCUGUGAGCUGAAAGUUGCAGAGGAUGUGUGGAACAGCAACAGCCAGCCACACAUCCAGCCAAGUUCUGUGACUCUGAUCUCUACCUUGAAGAGGCAAAUCCUGACAGCAGGCUUCUGGCCACCUGCUCUUUUUAUGACCACACACUCAACCUCUGGAGGUGGGAGGCCAGCUGAGCUUGAGAUCACAGAGACCUACACCAGGAGCGGUAGUCUGUUGGCCUGUUGGGAAUGGACUGAUUUUUUUUUUUUUUUUUUUUUUGUGGAAUGGGGGAUUGAACUCAGGUCCUUGCGCAUGCCAGGCAAGCGCUUAUUCUACUGAGCCAUCUCCCCAGCCCCUGAGUGAUUCUUUUUGGCAGAGUGGGAUUUUCCUUCUCCAAAACUUGUUUCUUGAGUACAUCUUGACUUUAAAUCCUUCCCAAUGUAUUUAAGCAACUGUUUGUAUUAAUUAAAUGAAUGUUUUGAAAAAAAAAAUGUUACUUUAAAACAAAUAAUUUUGUAACUGGAUGAAUUUCCUUUUUGUGUGGUACAACAAACCAGGGCCUUGUACAUGAGAUACACCCCCCAACCUGGAAGUAUCUUUAAAAGCACAUGAAAAGACCACUUCCUUCUGUGGGAGAGCAAAAGAAAGAGGUCCAUGUAUACUUCUGAACCACCUCAGGUCAUACUUGGAAGCAGGUGGAGGCAGUGUAGGCACUAACUGUAUUCACAAACUGAU
Molecule: messenger RNA, 1811 nt
Organism: Octodon degus (degu)
Lineage: Eukaryota; Metazoa; Chordata; Mammalia; Rodentia; Octodontidae
Gene: Dph7
Product: diphthamide biosynthesis 7
Exons: 10
Coding region: 27-1415 (462 amino acids)
Molecular function (GO): protein binding
Source: RefSeq, a predicted model, not a curated record